AUGGACAUGCAACCAUCCCCACGGAACAAUGGCAGUGGCUCGUUGGAAUCAAAUCUUGCUCGAAAGCGAGAUCAAAGUGGUACAGAUAUGCCUGCACCUAAAAGGCAACGAACAAUCCUUGCCUGCAACCGUUGUCGCGCAAGGAAAGUCAAAGUCAGUGCUCUGUUUAACCCUACCCUACCCAUUAAUCUUGGCGCUAAAAUGUUCCAUCAGUGCGAUGGAGGGUAUCCUUCGUGCUUCCAUUGCCAGGAUACCGAUGCGCGUUGCGAAUAUCGAACACCUCAUCGCGAACAACAAGAGGCUAUUCCAGACAACACCCUGAUACUUGAGCAGCGGCUCAAGGCUUUGGAAGAUACUGUCCAACGACUUCGAAAGACAUCAUGUUCGACGGCAGAAGAAUCCGAUGAAUCCGACACUCCAGAACUAGUUAUCCAGGACCUGCCUGAAGACUUUACACAAGUUCAGUAUCUAUGUUCCAGUAGUGCUCAAGAUGGCAUAGGUAGCACUGGGGAAGAGUUCUACGGUCCUUCUUCCAACAUUUUCUAUCUUAGGCAGAUACUGGGAGAAGUUGAUUCCACGACCCUGUCUUCCUUCCGUGGCAUGGACAGCAAGAUUUCAGAGUUCAUCAAGCCAGAAUGCUCCCCUCCAGCAGCAGUGUUUCACAUGGAGUCAGUCCCAGUAGCUAAACAUACUGAUAAUGAGGGUCUUUAUGUCCUUCCCCCAGAUCAUGCAACCAGGUCCCUGGUCGAGCUUUUCUUCCGGGACUAUGGUUCGAUGAACCCAUUUCUCGACAAAGCUACAUUUUUCCACACUCAUGUUGAUCCCAUCUACGAGUCAACACUCCCCCCGGACGCAUCUAAGCUGGCGUUGCUCGAUAUGGUCCUAGCAAUAGCUACAGCGUCGAGUAUUGAUUCGAUAACGCCGACUACAAGGAGAUUUUUCAUUUCGAGACUUUUCUUUGAACGGUCCAAAAGUUUGUUAUCAAAGGAUGACUUAGCAUGUGGCAAUCUUGAACAAGUCCAGUCCUACCUGUUAAUGAGCCAGUAUUUGCAAAGUACUGAUCGGUGUUCGGAUUCAUGGUCGACAUAUUCCAUGGCCGUCCAAAAGGCCCUCCGCCAGGGCCUCCACCAUGUGGAUUACCUAGCCAAGGAUUUUGCCGCUGAAAGAGAGGCCAAAAGACGAACUUGGCAACUGUGUUUGUUCAUGGAUAGCGCCUUUUCAAUGCAUUUUGGCCGUCCGUCUCUAUUGGGGCCUUAUGUACAACGAGCUGAUUACUUCGUAAACCAACCAUUACCAGCUUCUGCUCCAAGACCUUCACCAUCGGAUAACUGGCCCGAAGAAAAAAGUUCAACAUUCUUUUACCUAUCUUUCAAGCUGUACGCAAUCCUAGGACAGAUUGUUAACACAGAAUAUUUCCAGAGCCCGAAGCCUCUCGACCUAUCUCGAUUCAUGGAUAUUAUAGCAUCCAUUGCCUGUAUGAGCCAAAAGCUUGACGAAUGGCUUGAUUCAUUACCGGAGGAAUGGCGGGCAGCGAUCAUAGACUCCUCAGCUGCCCCAGAGGAUGAAGCUAAUUCCCAAAACAAUUUAUACAGGGUCCUAGGUUUGCGGUAUCACAACGUCCGCCUUAUGCUACAUAGGCCAGCUCUUGUACUUGUGCUAUCGGCUGUGGGGAAAUUAGCCAACUCUAACGACAUAACCCCAACGUCUAGACGACAGAUUCUUAUGUUCUCCAGGCCUAGUCUUGAAACAAGUAUCGAUUCGGCCGAAGCUAUUGUCGCCACGAUCAACGCGUUUGAAGGCGGAAAACCUGGUCCAGGAAUGUGGUGGACAUUGAUCCAGAUUGUUUACAACGCGGCACUGACAUGCUUCGCUUUGAUAUGCCUGCAGACAAGGGAUGCUGCUUUUGGAGGAUCGCAGGCCGCCUUCAAAGCCUGGAUAUACGUCGACCUCGCCAGACAGGCGUUCUGCAAGUUAGUGCCUGACCAUCCUGCUGUGGAGAGAGCCUCGAGCUUUCUGCGGCACAUAGCUCGGCUCUGCGACCAUAUAGUCCAGCAGAAUGUCAGCACAGUCUUGAUAGACUCUGUCCUAAACAUCCCAUUAAGUCAAGCCGACACUGAAUACCUGGGUCCCGAGUCAUUCCCAUUCGACUUUUCGAUGUUCGAACACCUUGAUGAUCCGUUGUUCACGAAUCAUCAGAGUACUUCUGAGGGAGACACUGAUGUGGGCAUCGCGAUCAAUUAG
Fusarium proliferatum ET1 is the source of this 2241-nucleotide messenger RNA. RefSeq lists its product as uncharacterized. The coding region runs from base 1 to 2241 and encodes 746 amino acids. The transcript has 8 exons. The record is from RefSeq and is a predicted model, not a curated record. Gene Ontology annotation, biological process: positive regulation of transcription from RNA polymerase II promoter by galactose; DNA-templated transcription. Gene Ontology annotation, cellular component: nucleus. Gene Ontology annotation, molecular function: zinc ion binding; RNA polymerase II cis-regulatory region sequence-specific DNA binding; DNA-binding transcription factor activity, RNA polymerase II-specific. NCBI's taxonomy places the organism in Eukaryota, Fungi, Ascomycota, Sordariomycetes, Hypocreales, Nectriaceae.